AUGGCAGCUCCAAAUCCAAAUAUGGCUGCAAUAACUGCAUCCUUAGAGAAAUCUCUUCAAAACUGUUCUCUAAAUCACCAAGAAAGCAGCGCCGGCGGUGCUGCAGGGCUUGGCCACUCAGCCACUUCAACUUCACCGGAAAAUCAUCAUUUGGACGCCACUUUAGAACUCAACUCUCAAAUCUCACUCCCUUUCCAUUGGGAACAAUGCCUAGAUUUGAAGACUGGUGAAAUAUACUACAUAAAUUGGAGAACGGGAAUGAAAGUGACAGAGGAUCCGAGGACCACGGUCGAGUACAGUGGGGAUUUAUACUCUGAAGACGAUUGCAGCUCGUAUGACAGUGAAGAGUCAUCAUCGGAGCCUUCGACUUCAUCGCAGUGGAAUGACAAUCGAGAUCAUCAAAGCAAUGAGCAGGAGAAUCUGAAUGUGCUUGUUGUGGCUGGGUGCAAACGGUGUUUAAUGUACCACAUGGUGCCUAAACAACUCCAAGAUUGCCCCAAAUGUUUUGGACAACUCAUCUACUUAAAUGGCUCCCCGUAA
Messenger RNA from Fraxinus pennsylvanica, 540 nucleotides. Lineage: Eukaryota; Viridiplantae; Streptophyta; Magnoliopsida; Lamiales; Oleaceae. The record is from the annotation of a GenBank genome assembly.